GUGGAGGCUUCAGACUCCCGGCGCCAUUUAGCGCGGAGAGUUUCCCCGGCGGACGCGGCUCUCCACGCUCGGCCACUCUGCACCCCCAUCUUCGGUGACAGAAGGAGCCUGGUGGGGGUGACUACUCUUUCCUCUCCCUAACCCCCUUCACCCAGUCCUCUCGGUCUCCUCUACUCUCGGCCCAGAGAAGCCGCGGAGCUCGGGCCCCGCGGUGAGCGGCCCUCCCCUCCCCACCGUUCCCUCCCUCUGUCAGCCCCCGGCACCGGCCCGGGAGGAGACGGGGGUUUGCCAGGCCCGGGGCGGGCGGGGAGGCCUCGGGGAAGGGGGGGCCCGCUCCUCAGGCACCGAGGCUUCGAGACUUCGGCUCUUCCCGUCCGGGCGAUGGGCGCCCUGUGAGACUGGUCCCCCUAGCUGGGGGCGCGUGUGGGAGGAGGCGACCGACUGACUGACCGGGAGCCCCCGGGCCGGCCCUCCCUCGCCGUCCUCGGCCCCUCCCACCCUCUUCGGCUCUGGGAUUGCCACCGCUCGGGAGUCCGUGCUCGUCCGUUCCUCGCUUUGCCGCCGCCCCCGGGGCCUAGCCCGCCCAGCUCGGGAAGCGGCGGCGGCGGCGGGGAGCUGGAGCCGCCGCCGCAUCCACCGCAUCCGCUUCGACUCGGUGCCGGCUCCUUGCCCUGCCCCUCAUGACUGCGGCGCCUCUGCUGCUCCAGCCUUCCCGGCCUCCGCUCGCUGCAGGAUGGAUGCGGACCGUGAGGCGCUAACCCCCGUGGCUCAGCUCCUCGACCGCCCGCCGACGAGCCCCCUCGUGAGCCGCAGCAGCCGCCGCAACUGGGCCCAGUGGUCCGCGUCUCCUUCGGGGCGGCUUGUCAGUGCUGAGUGAGGAGCCGUCCGGGUGCAUCCGAACCCGCCGGGAGCGGGAGCCCUAGUAGCGGGACCCGCACACCUCCGCCGCUCUUCGGGCUCGGCCCCUCGCCCUCUCUUCAUUCACAAGUUCGAGCCCGCUCGCCUCGCUUCUGCGGACCGACCAUGUCAGGCGGCGCCGCAGAGAAGCAGAGCAGCACUCCGAGCUCCCUGUUCCUCUCGCCGCCGGCGCCUUCCCCCAAGAAUGGCUCCAGCUCCGAUUCCUCGGUGGGGGAGAAACUGGGCAGCGCGGCGCCCGACGCUGGGACCGGCUGGACAGAGGAGUACCGGCGUCGCCGCCACACUAUGGACAAGGACAGCCGUGGCGCGGCCGCGACCACGACCACCACCGAGCACCGCUUCUUCCGCCGCAGCGUCAUCUGCGACUCCAACGCCACUGCGCUGGAACUGCCCGGCCUUUCCCUUUCUCUGCCCCAGCCCACGGUCUCCGCGGUCGCGCCGCAGAGUACUCCGCCGGAGCCGCACCGCGAGGAGACCUUGACCGCCACCGCCGCUGCCCAGGUAGCCCAGCUACCUCCCGCCUCUGCCGCCCCUGGGGAGCCAGCCGGCGCGGGCCCUGCCGCCGCGACUGCCCCCAGCAGUACCAGCAGAGAUCGCCAAGUGUCCCAGCCCAACCAUGUGGGGAGCAAAGAGGAGCCUCCGUCGGCCAGAAGCGGCAGCGGCGGCGGCACCGCCAAGGAGCUACAGGAGGAACGGAGCCAGCAACAGGAUGAUAUCGAAGAGCUGGAGACCAAGGCCGUGGGAAUGUCCAAUGAUGGCCGCUUUCUCAAGUUUGACAUCGAAAUUGGCAGAGGCUCCUUUAAGACCGUCUACAAAGGCCUGGACACUGAAACUACAGUGGAGGUCGCCUGGUGUGAACUGCAGGAUCGAAAAUUAACAAAGUCGGAGAGGCAGAGAUUUAAAGAAGAGGCUGAAAUGUUAAAGGGCCUUCAGCAUCCCAAUAUUGUUCGAUUCUAUGAUUCCUGGGAGUCCACAGUAAAAGGAAAGAAGUGCAUUGUUUUGGUGACUGAACUUAUGACAUCUGGAACACUUAAAACGUACCUGAAAAGGUUUAAGGUGAUGAAGAUCAAAGUUCUAAGAAGCUGGUGCCGUCAGAUCCUUAAAGGACUUCAGUUUCUUCAUACUCGAACUCCACCUAUUAUUCACCGAGAUCUUAAGUGUGACAACAUCUUUAUCACUGGUCCUACAGGCUCAGUCAAGAUUGGAGACCUAGGUCUGGCAACCCUGAAGCGCGCUUCUUUUGCCAAGAGUGUGAUAGGUACCCCAGAGUUCAUGGCCCCCGAGAUGUAUGAGGAAAAAUACGAUGAAUCUGUUGACGUUUAUGCUUUUGGGAUGUGCAUGCUUGAGAUGGCCACAUCUGAAUACCCUUACUCAGAAUGCCAAAAUGCUGCUCAGAUCUACCGUCGAGUGACCAGUGGAGUGAAGCCAGCCAGUUUUGACAAAGUAGCAAUUCCUGAAGUGAAGGAAAUUAUUGAAGGAUGCAUACGGCAAAACAAAGAUGAAAGAUAUUCUAUCAAAGACCUUUUGAACCAUGCCUUCUUCCAGGAGGAAACAGGGGUACGGGUAGAAUUGGCAGAAGAAGAUGAUGGAGAAAAGAUAGCCAUUAAAUUAUGGCUACGUAUUGAAGAUAUUAAGAAAUUAAAGGGAAAAUACAAAGACAAUGAAGCUAUUGAGUUUUCCUUUGACUUGGAAAGAGAUGUGCCAGAAGAUGUUGCUCAAGAAAUGGUAGAGUCUGGGUAUGUCUGUGAAGGUGAUCACAAGACCAUGGCAAAAGCCAUCAAAGAUAGAGUGUCAUUAAUUAAGAGGAAACGAGAACAGCGGCAGUUGGUGCGGGAGGAGCAAGAAAAAAGAAAGCAGGAAGAGAGCAGUCUCAAACAGCAGGUAGAACAGCAAUCAAGUACUUCCCAGGCAGGAGUCAAACAGAUCCCGUCCGCCAGCACUGGCAUGCCUACUGCUUCUACCACUUCAGCUUCAGUUUCUACGCAAGUAGAACCUGAAGAACCUGAGGCAGAUCAACAUCAACAACUACAGUACCAACAAACUAGUAUAUCUGUGUUGUCUGAUGGAACGGUUGACAGUGGUCAAGGAUCUUCUGUCUUCACAGAAUCUCGAGUGAGCAGCCAACAGACAGUUUCAUAUGGGUCCCAGCAUGAACAGGCACAUUGUACUGGCACACUCCCAGGGCAUACAGCUUCUGUUGUCCAAGCACAGUCUCAGCCCCAUGGGGUCUAUCCACCCUCAAGUGUGCCUCAGUCCAUGGCGCAUCCGUGUGGGGGGACCCCAACAUACCCAGAAUCACAGAUAUUUUUCCCAACUAUUCAUGAACGUCCAGUUUCUUUUUCACCACCUCCCACCUGUCCACCGAAGGUGGCCAUUUCCCAGCGGCGUAAGAGCACCUCCUUCUUGGAAGCCCAAACUCGCCACUUCCAACCCCUGCUGAGGACUGUUGGCCAAAAUCUUCUUCCACCUGGUGGCAGCCCAACUAACUGGACACCAGAGGCCGUAGUUAUGUUGGGCACUACAGCCAGUAGGAUAACUGGAGAGCCAUGUGAGAAACAGGUCCAUCCUAUGUUUGAACCAACUCAAGUUCACGGUGACUAUAGACCUGGACUAGUACUUCCAGAAGAAGCUCACUAUUUUAUUCCUCAGGAAGCAGUGUAUCUAGCUUACCAGGCCCAGGUGACAGAACAGUAUGAGGGUAUUCCAUACAACUCACCAGUACUGUCAAGUCCUAUGAAACAGAUACCUGAACAGAAGCCAGUACAAGGGGGCCCUACCUCAAGUUCUGUCUUUGAAUUUCCAUCUGGACAGGCUUUCCUGGUAGGACACCUUCAGAAUUUAAGAUCAGAUUCUGGAUUGAGUCCAGGAUCUCCCCUCUCUAGUAUUUCUGCACCUAUCAGUACAGAUGCUGCACGUUUGCAGUUUCACCCUGUCUUUGUUCCUCAUUCUGCGCCCGCUGUGUUAACUCGUAACAAUGAGAGAAGCAAUUGUGUAUUUGAGUUUCAUGUUCACACUCCAAGCUCCUCUUCAGGAGAAGGAGGAGGAGUUUUACCUCAGCAUGUUUACCGAAAUCGACAGGUUGCAGUGGACUUGAAUCAGGAAGAACCACCUCCUCAAUCAGUUGGAUUACACGGCCGCCUACAGCCUGUGACUGAAGAACAGCGUAAUUACCAUGCCCCAGAAUUGACCGUUUCUGUGGUAGAGCCUAUCGGACAGAACUGGCCAAUAGGAAGCCCAGAAUAUUCCAGUGAUUCCUCACAAAUUACUUCUUCAGACCCCAGUGAUUUUCAGUCACCUCCCCCUACAGGGGGAGCAGCUGCACCUUUUGGCUCUGACGUCUCGUUACCCUUUAUCCGUCUGCCUCAGACAGUGUUCCAAGAAUCCCCACUUUUCUUCUGUUUCCCCCAAGGAACCACAUCUCAGCAGGUUUUAUCUGCCUCAUUUUCUUCAGGAGGAUCUGCACUCCAUCCACAGGCACAGGGGCAAAGCCAGGGUCAACCAUCCUCAAGUAGCUUAACAGGGGUUCCAUCUUCCCUACCCAUACAACAUUCUCAGCAGCAGCAGGGAGUACAGCAGACAGCCCCUCCUCACCAGGCAGUGCAGUAUUCACUUCCACAGACAUCAGCCUCCAGUGAGGCCACUACUGCACAACCAGUCAGUCAGUCUCAAGCUCCACAGGUCUUGCCUCCAGUAUCAGUUGGAAAACAGGGCUUUCCACCUCGACUGCCACCACAAUACCCAGGAGAUUCAAAUAUUGCUCCCUCUUCCAGCGUGGCUUCUAUUUGCAUCCCUUCUACAGUCCUAUCCCCUCCCAUGCCGACAGAAGCACUAGCUACACCGGGUUACUUUCCUACAGUGGUGCAGCCUUUUGUGGAAUCAAACCUUUUGGUUUCUGUGGGCAGUAUAGGAGGACAGGUUCAAGUGUCCCAGCCAGCAGUGAGUUUAGCACAGCAAGCCCCCACUACAUCCUCCCAGCAAGCAGCUCUGGAGAGUACUCAGGGAGUCUCUCAAGUUGCUCCUCCAGAGCCGGUUCCAGUGGCACAAGCACAGCCUACCACUUUGGUCUCCUCUAUAGACAGUGCACAUUCAGAUGUUGCUUCAGGAAUGAGUGAUGGCAAUGAGAAUGUCCCAUCAUCCAGUGGAAGGCAUGAAGGGAGAACUGCAAAACGGCAUUAUCGAAAAUCUGUUAGAAGUCGCUCUCGUCAUGAAAAGACUUCACGUCCAAAAUUAAGAAUUUUGAAUGUUUCAAAUAAAGGAGACCGGGUAGUAGAAUGUCAGUUAGAGACUCAUAAUCGGAAAAUGGUUACAUUCAAAUUCGAUUUAGAUGGUGACAAUCCUGAGGAGAUAGCAACAAUUAUGGUGAACAAUGACUUUAUUCUAGCAAUGGAGAGAGAGUCAUUUGUGGAUCAAGUACGAGAAAUUAUUGAAAAAGCUGAUGAAAUGCUCAGUGAGGAUGUCAGUGUGGAACCAGAGGGUGACCAGGGAUUGGAGAGUCUGCAAGGAAAGGAUGACUAUGGCUUUGCAGGUUCUCAAAAAUUGGAAGGAGAGUUCAAACAACCAAUUCCUGCAUCUUCCAUGCCACAGCAAAUAGGCAUUCCUACCAGUUCUUUAACCCAAGUUGUUCAUUCUGCUGGAAGACGGUUUAUAGUGAGUCCUGUGCCAGAAAGUCGAUUACGAGAAUCAAAAGUUUUCACUAGUGAAAUAUCAGAUACAGUUGCUGCCUCUACUUCUCACGGCGCUGGAAUGAACUUGUCUCACUCUGCUUCAUCCCUUAGCCUACAGCAGGCCUUUUCUGAACUUAGACAUGCCCAAAUGACAGAAGGGCCCAACACGGCACCUCCCAACUUCAGUCAUACAGGACCAACAUUUCCAGUAGUCCCUCCUUCCAUGAGUAGCAUCGCUGGAGUCCCAGCCACAGCAGCAGCCACACCUUCAGUAUCAGUCCCUGCAGCUAGCAGCCCCCUUACUGACAUUUCCACAUCAGUAAUUCAGUCUGAGAUUCCAGUGCCCACUGAAACAGGGAUCGGUGGAGUUGCCACCUGCGCAGGUGUGAUGCCCUCGAGUGGUCUCCCUGUCCCACCUGUAUCUGAAUCACCAAUAUUUCCCACUGUGGUUUCGAGCAUCACAGUACCUGCAGUUGUCUCGGUAUCAGCAACAUCCCAGCCAGUUCAGGCUCCCACAUCUGGGAGCGCGGUUUCCAGCAUAGGCACUUUGCCCUCUCUGCCGGCUGCAGCAACUUUAGCCCCUGCAGGGGGCAGUGCUGCCGCGCCGGGUGCUAAGCCCGCACCUGUACCGUCGCAGCAGGUGGCAGGCAGUGCUGCUGGCGCAGCCACAUUAGCCUCUCUUCCUGCCACCGCUCCGUUCCCAAGCUUAGCUUCACAGCCGUCUCUUCAGCUUAGCAGUAGCACCUCUGCUCCGACUCCAGCUGAAACAGUGGUGGUUAGUGCACACUCACUAGAUAGAACAUCUCACAGUAGUACAACUGGAUUGCCUUUGUCCCUCUCUGCAUCACCGUCUCCCUCCCCUGGAGCAGGAUUGUCUACUUCCGUUUCUCAGCCUGGUGGGAUGCAUCCUUUGAUCACCCCAUCAGCUAUAGCUUCUACUCCUGCCCUUCCUCAAGCAGCAGGACCUACUUCUACACCUUCAUUACCCCAAGUACCUGGUGUCCUACCCUUGGUACAGCCUAUUGCCAGCGUGCCUGCCGUGCAGCAGACACUAAUUCACAGUCAGCCUCAACCAGCUUUACUUCCCAACCAGCCCCACACUCACUGCCCUGAAAUAGAUGCCGACUCACAGCCCAAAGCUCCUGGAAUUGAUGACAUAAAGACUCUAGAGGAAAAGCUGCGGUCUCUCUUUAGUGAACACAGCUCAUCUGGAGCCCAACAUACGUCUGUCUCACUGGAGACUUCACUGGUAGGAGAGACCACUGUCACACCAGGCAUCCCAACCACCGCUGUUGCACCAAGCAAGCUCAUGACUUCCACUACAAGUACAUGCUUACCACCAACCAGUUUGCCACUGGGUACACCUGGUUUGUCAGUUACGCCAGUGGUCCCACCUGGGCAGGUUUCUACCCCAGUCAGCUAUGUGUCAGCCCCAGUCAGCGCGACACCAGGAGCGAAAGCUGGACCUGCUCCGUCGAAGCCACCUUUAACUAAAGCUCCAGUGCUGCCAGUGGGUACUGAACUUCCAGCUGGUACUCCACCCAGCGAGCAGCUGCCACCUUUUCCAGGACCUUCACUAACUCAGUCCCAGCAGCCUCUGGAAGAUCUUGAUGCUCAGUUGAGAAGAACACUUAGUCCAGAGACUAUUGCGGUGACAUCCACAGUUGGUCCUGUGUCCAUGAUGGCUCCAACAGCAGUUGCAGAAGCAGGAGCACAGCCUCAGAAGGAUGUUUCUCAUAUUGUAGAAGGUCCUGUCCUAGCAACUAGUUCAGGAACUGGUGUUUUCAAGAUGGGACGAUUUCAGGUUUCAGUUGCAAUGGAUGAUGUCCAAAAAGAGGGUAAAAAUAAGUCAGAAGAUACAAAGUCUGUUCAUUUUGAAUCCAGUACUUCAGAGUCCUCAGUGCUAUCAAGUAGUAGUCCAGAAAGUACCCUGGUGAAGACAGAGCCUAAUGGGAUAACCAUCCAUGACAUCUCAUCAGAUAUGCCAGAUAGUGCCCACAAAACUCCUGCGUUGGAAGCAAAGUCAGAAACUGGGCAGCCUACCAAGGUAGGACGUUUCCAGGUGACAACUACAGCAGACAAAGUAAGUCGUUUCUCUGUAUCAAGAACUGAAGACAAGAUCACUGAGGCAAAGAAAGAGGGGCCAACAGCAUCUCCUCCUUUUAUGGAUUUGGAACAGGGUGUUCUCCCUGCUGUGAUACCAAAGAAAGAAAAGCCUGAACUGUCAGAGCCUUCACAUCUGAAUGGGCCAUCUUCUGACUUGGAGGCCGCCUUCCUUAGCAGGGAUGUGGAUGAUGGUUCAGGUAGUCCACACUCCCCCCAUCAGCUGAGCUCGAAGAGCCUGCCUAUCCAGAAUCUAAGUCAAAGCCUUAGUAAUUCAUUCAACUCCUCUUACAUGAGUAGUGACAAUGAGUCAGAUAUUGAAGAUGAAGAUUUAAAAUUAGAGCUGCGAAGACUACGAGAAAAGCAUCUUAAAGAAAUUCAAGACUUGCAGAGUCGCCAGAAGCAUGAAAUUGAAUCUUUGUAUACCAAACUGGGAAAGGUUCCCCCCGCUGUCAUUAUUCCCCCAGCUGCCCCCCUUUCAGGGAGAAGAAGGCGACCCACUAAAAGCAAAGGCAGCAAAUCCAGUCGCAGCAGUUCCUUGGGGAAUAAAAGCCCCCAGCUUUCAGGUAACCUGUCUGGUCAGAGUGCCACUUCAGUUUUGCACCCCCAGCAGACCCUCCACCCUCCUGGCAGCAUCCCAGAGACUGGGCAGAAUCAGCUGUUACAGCCCCUUAAGCCAUCUCCCUCCAGUGACAACCUCUAUUCAGCCUUUACCAGUGAUGGUGCCAUUUCAGUACCAAGCCUUUCUGCUCCAGGUCAAGGGACCAGUAGCACAAACACCGUUGGGGGAGCAGUGAACAGCCAAGCCGCCCAAGCUCAGCCUCCUGCCAUGACGUCCAGCAGGAAGGGCACGUUCACAGAUGACCUGCACAAGCUGGUAGACAAUUGGGCCCGAGAUGCCAUGAAUCUUUCCAGCAGGAGAGGAAGCAAAGGACACAUGAAUUAUGAGGGCCCUGGAAUGGCAAGGAAGUUCUCUGCACCUGGUCAGCUGUGCAUCUCCAUGACCUCAAAUCUGGGUGGUUCUGCCCCCAUCUCUGCAGCAUCAGCUACCUCUCUAGGUCAUUUCACCAAGUCUAUGUGCCCCCCACAGCAGUACGGUUUUCCAGCUCCCCCCUUUGGCACUCAGUGGAGUGGGACAGGUGGCCCAGCACCACAGCCGCUUGGCCAGUUCCAGCCUGUGGGAACUGCCUCCUUACAGAAUUUCAACAUCAGCAAUUUGCAGAAAUCCAUCAGCAACCCCCCAGGUUCCAACCUGCGGACCACUUAGACCUAGAGACAUUAACUGGAGUAGAUUUGGGGGCAGGAGAUGGAAUGCUGAAGGGGGCGGGGGGGGGGACGGGAAAGUAGCCUAUAUACUAACUACUAGUGCUGCAUUUAACUGGUUAUUUCUUGCCAGAAAGGAAUGUUUUUAAUACCGCUUAGAGCCCUCAGAGUUGAGAAUCUCCCUCCCCCUUCACCAUUUACUGGAGUGGAACGAGAAGGAAAGAGCAGCUUUCUUGUGAUGGGGCGGCUUCAGACCAUGCUUUCCUGUUUCUCUACACCCAAUAGUGAGGGCUAGAAAAGAGAAUCAUGUAUCAGAAAGCUACGAGAGAGCUCAGUGGAAAACCAAACCCCAUCUUUAUUUCAGAUGGGUGGAGCUCUUAAUUUUGGUACCCACCCCAAAUCCCUUAUUCCCUCAAGAAUCUAAACCACAAGACAAAAAAAAACACAAAAAAACAAAACAGAAAAACUUUUGGGCUCUCUUCUACCCUGUUCCCCCCUCCCUUUUUUUUUUCUUUGUUUCUUUUUUCUUUUUUUUUUUUUGCUUUAGAACCCAGUGAAAAACACCAGGGGACUGAGGUUUCAACCCUUUCUUAUGAUAGGUCAUUAGUGCUUUAAGCAAAUGAUAUUAGCAGCUUUGACUGCAGCAUUAGCAAUUAGGAAAAAAAAAAAUUAAGUCCCCUGCGGACAUGUAACUUUGCCAUCAGUUUUGAUGUGGAAACACUGUGAUAUAUAAAUGUUGUUGGACAACAGUAGUUUUAAGAAUAAAAUAUGAAAGGUUUAAAAAGUUGGAAAAAAAAAGCAAGCUCUGUCCUUUACUUAUUGAGACACUUUAGCUUUUUCCUUUGUAUUUCCAUUGUAGUAGAUAAAUAAAUGUGAAUGUAAGAUUGUAUAAAUUACUGUACUUGAAUACUUCUGUUCUCCCAGUAUUGCUUGCUGGAUAUUUUAGUGCCUUGGACUUCUACUGCUUCUGCCAUUAGCACCAACUUCUCAUCAGACCCCAGAUCAGCAGAGGGCAUAUGGAAGGAUAUUAGGUCCAUGUGACCCCAGCAGAGGAUUAUGCCAAAGGGAAACUGAGUUGUUUUUUUUUUUUUUUUAAGUCAUUCAAUUUUGUCUAGAGCAGGUGUAAGAUGAGCAGGGUGAGAAGUUAAGUUGACAUCAGUGGUUGAAAGCAGAAAGUUCUGUUUCAAGAACAGUAAGGAGGGGUGUGGUAACAAAACUGAGCAAUUUAAAAGCAUAAGGGUGGUGUGUGAUAAAUGAAAGAAAAAGAAAGACUAAGAACGGGAGAACAGACUUGUCAGGAAGAUGUGUGCUGCCUGGCCCACAGGGUGCCAUGAGCCUUACUUAAGCCAGGCUUGACAGACAAGACCUAGUGGAAAUGGCUAAAUAUAAAGGGAAGGGGGUGGGGGCUAGUUUUUAAGUUGGGAAAUGUUGAUAGUGAAAAGUUACAGAUGGAGAAAGAUGCUCUAAGAAAAACUUUGGAUUGCUUUCCUCUUGUUGCAAAUGUAUCAUGCAUUUCUCAGCUUAGGGUACUGUAUUUUGUGGAAAGUGGACCCACAUCUGAAUUAAGCAUUGUAAGAAAGAGUGGCUUAUUCCUACUCGUUUCCUAUGUGAUGUCCAAAUGGUUGCAGGAUCAUAAAUCUGUUGUGCCACCUCUAUUUCUAGAAUUGCAACUGAUAUUCUCACAUUCUCAUAUAAACAAAUACUCCCCUUAAGUAAUAACUGCAACCAAUCAGUAUUAUAUAGUGCUAUGCCUAGUUGUAAUGGGCAGUUCUAUUAUUUUCAGAGCUUUCAGGAAAUACUCUCCUAAUUGGCUAUGUUUGGGAUCUCUGUUAUCUCCGAAGAUGGGGAAAGAAGCUAGGACUCCUCUAAUUUUUUGGGUGCUUCUUCUCUUGACUCUUGAGUUGGGAAAUUGACACAUUUCCAAUCUCUUACCCACCUCAACAGCACAUCCCAGGAAUCACCACAAUACGGGGAGCCUGGUUGGCUGUCCUAUCCUGUUGUUCCUUCAUGGGCCCUGUUUUCUUUAGUAAGUUAGCCUAGGUCCCAAAGAUGCAAGUGAAAGCUGAAGGUUUAGGAAAGUAGAAAUGAAAAGGACAGGGGUUCCAAGCCCUGCUUCAAAGUUGUUUACUUAUUUAUUCUCUGCUUAAGAUUCUUGGGGAGAUGGUAAGAGUAAGGAUAGAACAACGAAGGUGCCAAGUAAAUGAGAAACAGACCACCUAAGAUGAAUGAAACCAUACUUUCUACUAGAGGAACGAGGGAACCAAAUGCAGCACAUAAUUUUUUGUUACUUUGGUUUUAUUUUGAGAUCACUUACACACAAAAAGUAAGAACUGGUUUUAUUUACUGUUGAUUUUUUUUUCCCCCUCCUGUGGAUGAAGUAACUGAAGCCUAGAGGAAUGAACUAGUGCUACUGAACUGUUUAAAUUAUUUUUGUGUUAAUAGUACACUUUGAGUAUCUUUUUCCACAUUACAAAAAUCUUUCUGAAUUAUAAAUGUUUUCCUUACAUUAUUUAACAAUGUACACUGUUUAAAAAAGCAAAUAAACGGAAUUCAAACCUUGGGGGUUUCUCAGCAGCCGUUAAUUGUACAUUUUGCACUAACUCUGGGUGUUGCGCUUCUUGUAAGAUUGCGCUUUGUGCUUCAGUUUGUUACCUUUGUAGACUUAUUUAAUGAAACCAUUCAAAUAAACCAAACUUGCUUUUGA
Molecule: messenger RNA, 11652 nt
Organism: Mirounga angustirostris (Northern elephant seal)
Lineage: Eukaryota; Metazoa; Chordata; Mammalia; Carnivora; Phocidae
Gene: WNK1
Product: WNK lysine deficient protein kinase 1
Exons: 28
Coding region: 1024-8952 (2642 amino acids)
Biological process (GO): monoatomic ion homeostasis; negative regulation of sodium ion transport; positive regulation of potassium ion import across plasma membrane
Cellular component (GO): cytosol; cytoplasm
Molecular function (GO): protein serine/threonine kinase activity; potassium channel inhibitor activity; ATP binding
Source: RefSeq, a predicted model, not a curated record